Urocitellus parryii (Arctic ground squirrel) is the source of this 2984-nucleotide messenger RNA. It is a transcript of the gene Zbtb41, whose product is annotated as zinc finger and BTB domain containing 41. Gene Ontology annotation, molecular function: protein binding. The record is from RefSeq and is a predicted model, not a curated record. NCBI's taxonomy places the organism in Eukaryota, Metazoa, Chordata, Mammalia, Rodentia, Sciuridae.
GCUGGAGCGAGCGCGCCCAGAGUGGAGUCAGCGGCUAGAGUCAGCGGGGGAGCCCUGGGUUCCCGACCAUGAAACCCUCAGGCACCCCUGUCCAGAAGCUGUUGUCCAAGACAAUCUAGUUUUCCUUUAUGAAUCUCUUAAGACACUUAUGAAGUUUCUUGUUCUGAAAUUGCUGUACUGCAAUGAAGAAAAGGAGAAAGGUUACUUCAAAUCUUGACGAGAAGAUCCAUCUUGGCUAUAAAGAUUCUUCGGAAGGAAAUGUUGCAGUGGAAUGUGACCAAGUGACCUGUACUCACUCUACAGAGAGACCUACAACUGAAGCUCUGCACUGUUAUCAGGAACUUCCUCCCUCUCCAGAUCAGAGAAAGCUUUUGAGUUCUUUGCAGUAUAAUAAGAAUUUGCUCAAGUAUUUAAAUGAUGAUAGACAGAAACAACCAUCUUUCUGUGAUUUACUUAUCAUAGUAGAAGGAAAAGAAUUUAGUGCACAUAAAGUAGUUGUUGCUGUUGGCAGUAGUUAUUUUCAUGCCUGUUUGAGCAAAAAUCCAAGCACUGAUGUUGUCACUCUGGAUCACGUAACACAUUCAGUUUUUCAGCAUUUGCUUGAAUUUCUUUACACAUCAGAAUUUUUUGUGUACAAAUAUGAAAUACCUCUUGUUUUAGAGGCUGCAAAAUUUUUGGACAUUAUAGAUGCAGUAAAGCUGCUAAAUAAUGAAAAUGUUGCCGCUUUUCAAUCAGAGCUAACUGAAAAGUCAUCACCAGAAGAAACACUAAAUGAAUUAACUGGAAGAUUAUCAAAUAAUCAUCAGUGCAAAUUCUGCAGUAGACAUUUUUGUUACAAAAAGUCUUUAGAAAAUCAUUUGGCUAAAACUCAUAGGUCCCUUUUGUUAGGGAAAAAACAUGGGUUAAAAAUGCUGGAGAGAAGUUUUUCUGCAAGAAGAUCAAAAAGGAAUCGGAAGUGCCCUGUUAAGUUUGAUGAUACCAGUGAUGAUGAACAAGAAAGUGGUGAUGGGUCAGACAAUUUGAAUCAAGAAAGUUUUGAUAAGGAAAAGUCAGAUAAAAAUGAUUCUGAGGAUCCUGGAAGUGAAUAUAAUGCUGAAGAAGAUGAACUAGAGGAGGAAAUGUCAGAUGAAUACUCUGACAUUGAAGAACAAAGUGAAAAAGAUAAUGAAGCAGAAGAGGAACCCGAGGCUGGUGAUUCUGUAGGAAGCAUUCACGAGGGGUUAACUCCAGUAGUCAUUCAGAACAGUAACAAAAAAAUAUUGCAGUGUCCUAAAUGUGAUAAAACAUUUGACCGAAUAGGGAAAUACGAAAGCCACACCCGUGUACACACAGGUGAGAAGCCCUUUGAGUGUGAUAUUUGUCACCAGCGUUAUUCGACAAAGUCUAACCUAACUGUUCACAGAAAGAAGCACAGUAAUGAAACAGAAUUUCAUAAGAAGGAGCACAAGUGCCCUUAUUGUAAUAAACUUCAUGCAAGCAAGAAGACUUUAGCAAAGCAUGUUAAGAGAUUUCAUCCUGAAAAUGCACAAGAAUUUAUUUCCAUCAAGAAGACUAAGAGUGAAAGUUGGAAAUGUGAUAUUUGUAAGAAAUCUUUUACAAGAAGGCCACAUUUGGAAGAACAUAUGAUUUUACAUUCUCAAGAUAAACCUUUUAAGUGUACCUAUUGUGAAGAACAUUUUAAAUCAAGGUUUGCACGGUUGAAGCAUCAGGAAAAGUUCCAUCUGGGUCCUUUUCCAUGUGAUAUAUGUGGACGUCAGUUCAAUGACACUGGAAAUUUGAAACGCCACAUAGAAUGUACUCAUGGUGGAAAAAGAAAAUGGACUUGCUUUAUUUGUGGAAAAUCAGUACGAGAAAGAACUACUUUGAAAGAACAUUUGAGAAUCCAUAGUGGAGAAAAGCCUCAUCUUUGUAGUAUUUGUGGACAAAGUUUUCGUCAUGGAAGCUCAUAUAGGCUUCACUUACGAGUACACCAUGAUGACAAAAGAUAUGAAUGUGAUGAAUGUGGAAAAACAUUUAUUCGUCAUGACCACCUUACAAAGCACAAAAAAAUACAUUCAGGUGAAAAGGCUCAUCAGUGUGAAGAAUGUGGAAAAUGUUUUGGUCGUAGGGAUCAUCUCACUGUUCAUUACAAAAGUGUGCACCUUGGUGAGAAAGUGUGGCAAAAAUAUAAAGCAACCUUUCAUCAAUGUGACGUUUGUAAGAAAAUUUUUAAAGGAAAAUCAAGUCUGGAAAUGCAUUUUCGGACACAUUCAGGUGAAAAACCAUACAAGUGUCAAAUUUGCAAUCAAUCUUUUAGAAUUAAAAAAACCUUAACAAAACACCUGGUUAUUCAUUCUGAUGCCCGACCUUUCAACUGUCAGCAUUGUAAUGCAACAUUUAAGCGGAAAGACAAAUUGAAAUACCAUAUUGACCACGUUCAUGGGAUAAAAUCUCCUGAUGAUCCUCUCAGUACUUCUGAGGAAAAACUUGUGUCCUUGCCGGUAGAGUACUCAUCUGAUGAUAAAAUCUUUCAAACAGAAACAAAACAAUAUAUGGACCAGCCCAAAGUUUAUCAACCAGAAGCCAAGACUAUGUUACAGAAUGUAUCUGCUGAAGUGUGUGUUCCAGUAACAUUGGUUCCAGUUCAGAUGCCUGAUACUCCGAGUGACCUGGUGCAUCAUACUACCACACUCCCACCAUCUUCUCAUGAGAUUCUGUCACCACAGCCACAGUCAACUGAUUAUCCACGUGCRGCUGAUUUAGCUUUCCUGGAAAAAUAUACUCUUACUCCUCAACCUGCAAAUAUAGUUCAUCCAGUCCGACCUGAACAAAUGCUAGAUCCUAGAGAACAGUCUUACCUUGGAACAUUACUAGGCCUUGAUAACACUACUGCUGUUCAGAAUAUUUCUACUAAUGAGCAUCAUUCAUGAGAUACUUUCAAGAAAAAUUACAAAGAAAAAUCUGAAAUAUCAAAAUUCAUGAUUGUCAACUGUAUAAAAUGUGAG